This is a messenger RNA of Cyprinus carpio (common carp), 3059 nucleotides long. RefSeq lists its product as uncharacterized. The transcript has 11 exons. The record is from RefSeq and is a predicted model, not a curated record. Gene Ontology annotation, molecular function: RNA binding; SH3 domain binding. The coding region runs from base 307 to 1836 and encodes 509 amino acids. NCBI's taxonomy places the organism in Eukaryota, Metazoa, Chordata, Actinopteri, Cypriniformes, Cyprinidae. Gene Ontology annotation, cellular component: membrane; cytosol.
CUUAUUUAAAUUUAAUCUGGUCGCUUAUUUGGAAUUAUUUUGAUCAGAUAAUUUGCGUAUGUUGGACACUUGUUUUAUUCACUGGCUUGUUUUUGCGAUACCUGGCAACUGUGUCCAGUCAACUGAUUCAGCAAACACGUGGACGGGCGUCGCAACACACUGAAAACACGUCUGGAGUAGAGUAAAAAGUAUAAAUAUAUAAUCGAUAUCUCUAUUUUGUUACUCAAAAUUGUGUGUCCGUGGUGACUGUGAACGAGAAAUUCCGGCCGGGAUUCUUUCAUUUAAAGUUACGUUGAUAACACAACGAUGAGCAAAAAGACCAAGAAAUUCAACGUCAACGUUUGCAAAAGAUGUUUGCUCUGCGGUCAGCAGUACGGACAAAAGGUUGUAGAUUUCCAUAUGCAUUCUUAUUUCCACCAUGAAGCAAUUGAGAAGAUCAAGGGCAGUGAACAGCUGCAUAAGUGUUGGGCAUGUGAUGCACCUAUGAUGGGACUAGAGCAGUACAAGGAGCAUAUUGCCACCCGUAAGCACAAAAAAAGUCUGUUUAAACUCCAAGGUGAAAGAAAUAGAAGAAGACCUCUUCAAGUGGACUACAAUGUUAACCUGACUGAUAAUGAAUUAAAAGCCCUUGAUGAUCUAAGACAGCAAGAAAAGGAAAAAAGAACAGAUCUGGAAAAAUGUUCUAUCUGCCUUCAUCGUUUUCCUGAACAGGAGUGGGACAAACAUAUGCAUUGUUACAUCCACCAUCAGGCAAUUGAGGAAAUGAAAGGCAGUGAACACGAGCAUAAGUGUUGGGCCUGCGAAAUAUCUGUGAUGGGAAUUUCAGCAUUUAAGCAGCAUAUUAUCGCCAAAAGUCACAAACAGAAGCUACUGGAAUUCAUUAAGAAUAGAGAACUUGGGGAAAAUACAGUGGACUACAGUGUUGAAUUUAAUGAUCUUAAAGACCUUUGUGCCCAAAGAGAUCAACAAAAAAUUAUGAAAAGAAAAGAGAAAAUUGAGAAGUGGAAAGAAGCAAAAAGGCACAAGACAUGGAGGUUCAUUCACCCAGAAAUCACAGCUGAGAACGAGCAUUGUACAAUACCUUUCAUGGAGAAUGAGGAGUUCACAACUGACCAGUUGCCACCAUCAUGCCAAUUCUUCUCCCUUUGGGAAAAUCCAAAUGACCAUCCAGCAUUUAUCCAGCAUAACCUAAACCUGCAUACACAGAGAGAAGAGAGCAUACUUAAUACAGACAGAUCAAAUUGUCCACUUGUGGAAAGUCCUUGUCUUGAGAGACCAUCAGAAAGUAUUCCUCAAGAAAUGUCUGCUCAUGGCACUCGUCCCAACCCUGAUGGAAAAGGUACAGAUGUUUGUGUGAACGACGUGACUCCAGAAACUGAUGAUGGUACUGCUGCUGAGCCUACAUGUGCCCCUAGACCCAUCCAAAUGAGGAUGGGGGCCAACAUACCCAACUUGAUAGCAACAGGUGGAGUUUGUUUAACACGGAAGGCAGCAACUGCUGUUCCUAAUCCUCCUCAUUCCAAAAAGUCUAUGUUGGACGUAAACAGAGCAACAUCACAGAGUGAGCAGAGCAUGACCAGAGAAGGCAUGACUGGACAAGAGCCAUAUGUAGAUUCUCUUCCGCCUGUGUCUUUAAUGGCUGAGAUGUUCGAAAGCCAGGCUUCAGAAAAUGAGUUGGAGAUCGUUGAAAACUUUUGGCCUCAUACUGCGCAUGUUCAGAAAAACAAAUCAAAUGAGUGUGAGACAGAACAGGGAGAAACAUCACUGGAGCAUCACAGCAGCUUUAAAGCCAUCUCCUGCAACGUCCAGAAAACCAAGGCAAAAAAACAAGUAUAAGAGUUUUAGAGUGAAGUUGUAUAUAAUAGAAGUAUCUGGAAUUCACAGAAAUGUGUCUUAGUGUUUUAUUCAUUUAUUUUUACAGGAUGUUUCACAUAAUCAAAAUCCUAAGACAAACAACAAAAUAUCCAAAAAACGGAAAGUGAAUAAGUUGAUAUCGCUGUCUUUGAAAGAAGAGGAGUUGAGCAGCUCUUUGGAGAAUGUAGGUGAGCAGCUGUUCCAGGCGUAUUCCACCCUGCAGAGCGCAUACACAGAAGUUCAGCAUCUACUCUCUGUUAAACAAGAGGUUACCUCAGAGAUGGCCUCGCUCAGGACAAAGCGCAUAAAGAUUCUGCAGGAUAUGAAGAAUCCCGAUGACCAGCAGGAGGUGUUAAAUGCCUCCUGACAGCCGUGCAAACCUCUGAGGAAGGAUUCCUCUUCAGCAAACCACUGAGCCUUACAGAGCAGCUGAACCACAGGACCCACUCCCAGAAGUAUUUGAUGCUGGACCUACCUCUUAUUACACAAAACCGACCUCUGUGAGCAUAGGCUGCAUUGUAAAGCCCAUAACUGCACCAUUAUAACAGACUUUUGUUGUAGUUUUAUAGUAGGUUUAUGGCAGUUCAUUAAGAUUAAUUCGAAGAAAAAAAAAAUUCUGCUCCGAUUCUGGCAUGAUAAUGUUACUUCUAUCUUGACACGUUUAAAAAAAUGUUUGCUCACCUACAGCAUUGAAAAGGGUAUUUUUUAGUUAUUAUGUCAAGCUACAAAGGCAUGAUAGAUGUUACAGAGUCCAGCAAAGCUUUCAUCUAGCUGAAGAAUCAUGUCUGUUAAAAGACUUUCAAAAAAAAAGCUUCAGUUGAAUAUGUUCAUUCUUUGCCUAGUACAGUAAGUGUAAUAAUAUGGAAUUAUCAGUUCAGUUAAUAUUGCUUACAGGACAUCAUACUAACAUUCAUUCAUUCAUUCAUUCAUUCAUUCAUUCAUACUUGCUCUAGAGGUUUAUAGCUGUUUUAUUCACAGAAAUCUAAAUAAUAUUUUAAAAUGUUCAAAAUAAUUGGUGGUUUAACUUGUUUUUAUUACUUGUUUUUGCUACUCCAGAACAAGAAGCUUGGUUUAUACUCAAGGUUAAUCAUAUGUUUAUUGCUUGCAGUCAUGACACACAUUUAUUGUACUAUUUUGUGCUGUUUGUUUAUGCUCUGCAAAUCAUGGCUAUGGUAACAACUGGAAUAGAACAGUUUGAAGUUGAA